UGAGUUCUUCUACAUCCUCAUCUUCUUCCAGCUCCUUGUACAUCCCCGGUUUGCCCCCCGCGUCAACCGCAGUCGAGUUGUCCGGCCGAAUUGGAACAUUGUCAAGCAAAGUAACCAAUUUAUUCCUCCAGAAGAGCUAGAUGUCAUCGUUCAGAGGAAAGAGGAAGGACGAGGGUUACGCAUCGGACGAUACGCGGAAGAAGAUUUCAAAGGUUCAGUCAUCCGAUGAAUCCGAUGACGUUGUUGUUUGCGAGAUAUCGAAGAAUAGGAGAGUGUCUGUGAGGAACUGGCAAGGGAAAGUGUGGAUCGAUAUCCGCGAGUUCUAUAUCAAAGAUGGCAAGCAAUUUCCUGGCAAGAAAGGUAUCUCACUCAAUAUGGAACAGUGGAAUGUACUUCGGAAUCAUGUAGAGGAAAUCGACAAGGCACUUGCAGAGUCAUCUUAGAACGGUGGUCCUGUGAUGCUGUUUAUACUACUGAAUGAAGUAGAAGCAUACAGUACUUUUGUUGUAUUUGGUUGCUGGGAACUAAAAUGGAAGUUGGUGGAUGCAUUUCUGUUAUAUAUGGAAUCAUCUCCAGAUUUUGGACCCAAAACUUCCUCAUUUUGUAUAUGACACCCUCUCUUACUUAUGAAAAUAGUGCUACAUCAAUGGGUUAGUGAAAUCUUAUUUGUCUUUGUUCUG
Messenger RNA from Tripterygium wilfordii, 680 nucleotides. Its product is annotated as RNA polymerase II transcriptional coactivator KIWI-like. The coding region runs from base 141 to 443 and encodes 100 amino acids. Gene Ontology annotation, cellular component: transcription regulator complex; nucleus. NCBI's taxonomy places the organism in Eukaryota, Viridiplantae, Streptophyta, Magnoliopsida, Celastrales, Celastraceae. The transcript is spliced from 4 exons. Gene Ontology annotation, molecular function: transcription coactivator activity; DNA binding. The record is from RefSeq and is a predicted model, not a curated record. Gene Ontology annotation, biological process: positive regulation of transcription initiation by RNA polymerase II.